Acanthamoeba castellanii str. Neff is the source of this 966-nucleotide messenger RNA. RefSeq names its product transaldolase. Gene Ontology annotation, molecular function: transaldolase activity. The coding region runs from base 1 to 966 and encodes 321 amino acids. Gene Ontology annotation, cellular component: intracellular anatomical structure; cytoplasm. Lineage: Eukaryota; Discosea; Longamoebia; Acanthamoebidae. The transcript has 4 exons. Gene Ontology annotation, biological process: carbohydrate metabolic process; pentose-phosphate shunt; pentose-phosphate shunt, non-oxidative branch. The record is from RefSeq and is a predicted model, not a curated record.
AUGGCCACAGCGCUCGACAAGUUGAAGCAGCACACCAUCGUGGUUGCCGACACUGGCGACUUCGGUUCGAUUGAAAAGUACAAGCCGCAGGAUGCCACGACCAAUCCUUCUCUGAUGUUGGCCGCAUCGCAGUUGCCGCAGUACCAGCACCUUCUCGAAGAUGCAGUUGCGUACGGCAAGAGCAAGGGAUCGACGCUCGCCGAACAGACUGAAAGAGCCAUGGACAAGCUGUUCGUGAACUUCGGCGUUGAGAUCCUCAAGAUCGUGCCCGGUCGCGUCUCCACCGAGAUUGACGCUCGCCUGUCCUUCGACACCGAAGCCAACGUUGCCAAGGGUAGGGAGCUCAUCGCCCUCUACAAGGAAGCUGGCAUUGCCAGCGACCGCGUCCUGUUGAAGAUCGCUUCCACCUGGGAGGGUCUCCAAGCGGCCAAGCAGCUGGAAGCUGAAGGCCUGCACGUCAACAUGACCCUGCUGUUUUGCGUCGAGCAGGCAGCCCUCGCCGGCAAGAACGGAGUGACGCUGAUCUCGCCUUUUGCUGGGCGCAUCACGGACUUUUACAAGCAGAAGGAGGGCAAGUCCUCUUAUCCUCCCUCGGAGGACCCAGGUGUGCUCUCGGUGACCAGCAUCUACAACUACAUGCGCAAGUAUGGUUUCAAGACGCAGGUCAUGGGCGCAAGCUUCAGGACCAAGGAGCAGGUCAUCGAACUGGCUGGCUGCGAUUUGCUCACCAUCUCGCCCCAGCUGCUCGGUGAGCUGCAGGCGACCGAUGCCGACGUGCCGCGCAAGCUCAACCCCGAAGCGGCAGCGAAUGCCGAUCUCGAGGAGCUCAACCUCGACGAGAAGACUUUCCGCUUCCUUCUCAACGAAAACGAGAUGGCCGAUUUCAAGCUUGCCGAAGGCAUUCGCAAGUUCGUGGCCGAUGUCGUCAAGCUCGAGAACGACAUCAAGAAGAGGCUGUCGGCCUAA